GCAGCACCAAGCCACCUGUUCACGACAAUACCCAACAGGCAGCCCUUCCUUUGUCAAUUCUUCCGCCACGCUCUGAAUUACUUCUCUGCAAUAUCCUCCACGCAUCUGCCACCCCAGAAUAUCUCUUCUGCGCGCAACUCCAACCAAUCCCCAUUCGCAUCAACCACUCUCAAAAGCCUCCCCCCUCCCCCAGAGCCCCUCCACGCCCAGCAUGCUUUCCGCCCUCCAAAACCCACGGCAAGCAGCCGCCCAAAUUCUCAACUUCGGCCUGAUUCUUUCUACCGCCUUCAUGAUGUGGAAAGGCUUGUCUGUAAUCGCCGACUCGCCCUCACCCAUUGUCGUCGUCCUUUCUGGGUCCAUGGAGCCAGCCUUCCAACGAGGAGAUCUGUUGUUUUUAUGGAAUAGGAAUUGGUUUGAGGAGACGAAGGUGGGAGAGAUCGUGGUGUAUAAUGUGAAGGGGAAGGAUAUCCCGAUUGUGCAUCGGGUUGUGAGGAAGUUUGGGGUUGGGGACGAAGCAAAGCUCUUGACGAAGGGAGACAACAAUGUUGCAGACGACACAGAGCUCUACGCACGAGGACAAGAUUACCUAGAGCGGAAAGACAUCAUUGGCAGCGUCGUAGCAUACAUCCCAUUUGUCGGAUACGUUACAAUUCUCCUGAGCGAACAUCCGUGGUUAAAAACGGUCAUGCUGGGGAUAAUGGGCUUGGUGGUUGUCUUACAAAGGGAAUAGCGAAAUCGAAAUUGCAGUGGCGUUUGAGGAUACCCGGGAAUUGUAUGAUAGACCACAAGUCGAUGAAUGCCUAUGGGAGACUGCAUGGCGGGCUCUUGGAAGCCUAUUUGCAGCAUAGGUGCUGGCCGAAGCGUAUCGAGAGCUUCAAGCCACAGACGUACGGCUGGAGCUGAAGGGUCCUAGCCCAGCUGUCUCACCUUCCACUGUUGGCAGCCCACAAACGAAUAUCGUCUUCCAAAUAUUCCUCGCAGUCUUCCUGAGCAUCCACUGCAAAAGAUUUCAUGCUUUCACCUGAUUCCAAAUCUGC
Messenger RNA from Hyaloscypha bicolor E, 1037 nucleotides. Its product is annotated as signal peptidase-like protein complex catalytic subunit SEC11. Gene Ontology annotation, molecular function: serine-type endopeptidase activity. Gene Ontology annotation, cellular component: membrane; signal peptidase complex. The transcript has 2 exons. NCBI's taxonomy places the organism in Eukaryota, Fungi, Ascomycota, Leotiomycetes, Helotiales, Hyaloscyphaceae. The record is from RefSeq and is a predicted model, not a curated record. Bases 212 to 730 code for a protein of 172 amino acids.